AUGCAUUGCACUCACUGCCUACUCCUUCUCCUGGCUGGACACCUGAUGCUUUCUCAUAGCAGCCAGCCAGCCCAGGAGUCUGACAACACCGCCAACCAAACCGACAGAGGGUUCUCACAGUUGAACAUCUCCAGCUACCAGAUUGCCCAUGGCAAUGCCAACUUUGCCUUCAGCCUCUACCACCUGAUAGCAUCCCAAAACUCUGAGAAGAACAUUUUCUUCUCCCCACUCAGCAUCUCCAUCACCUUGGCUGUGCUGUCCACGGGGGCUGGAGGGGACACCCAGACUCAGAUCCUUGAAGGCCUGGGCUUCAAUCUCAUGAAGCUGCCAUUGCCCGAAAUCCAGGAUGGCUUCAGGUCCGUGCUUCAAGUGAUAGGUGGUCCAUCUGCUGAGCUGGACAUCUCUGUAGGCAAUGCACUGGUCCUGAACCAGGACCUGCAGCUCUGCCCUGAAUCUGUCAACACUGCUGAAGCCUCCCAUAACAGCAAAGUCUUUCGCAGUAACUUCAGAGACGCAGAGCCUAUGACUUGGCUCAUCAACAACUAUGUCAAGGAGAAAACCCGUGGCAAGAUCAAGGAUUUGGUUAGUGGCCUGAGCCCCGACAUUAGGAGUUUGAUAAAUUAUGUCCUCUUCCGAGGUCUGUGGAAGAAACCCUUUCCUUCCUCGGAAGUCUUCGACAGUAACUUCUACGUAGAUAGGAACACGGUCCUGAAGGUGUCCAUGAUGCUGCGAGAUGAGCAAAACUGGUUUCUUGAUGAAAGACAUGUGCCCUGCACGGUGCUGCGGAUGGAUUACAAAGGCCAUGCUGUGGCAUUUUUCAUCCUUCCUCAAGAGGGCAGGAUGGAGGAGGCAGAGCAGGUGCUGUCCCCAGGCAUGCUAAAAAGGUGGAACCACUUGCUUCAGAGUAGGUCCGGUUACAGAAAUAUCUUGUUGCAGUUCUCCAAAUUCUCCAUUUCAAAUUACUUGGACAAGAUUUUUCCUGACCUGGGCUUCCAGGACCUGUCCACCCAGCACACUGACUUCUCGAAUAUCAACCAAGAAGAGAAAUUGCAGUUAUCCAAAGUUUUCCACAAGGCCACCCUGGAUGUGAACGAAGUCGGCAUGGAGGCUGCGGCAACCGCUAGUGUCUCUGUCACCUUUUUAUCCACCCAGCACAAGAAACGUGUCCUCGUAUUCACCUGGCCAUUCUUCACAGUGAUAUAUUCCACCAGCACCAAGAGUAUCCUCUUCAUGGGAAAGGUGUUCAACCCCACAACAUAG
Molecule: messenger RNA, 1260 nt
Organism: Mesocricetus auratus (golden hamster)
Lineage: Eukaryota; Metazoa; Chordata; Mammalia; Rodentia; Cricetidae
Product: kallistatin
Biological process (GO): negative regulation of endopeptidase activity
Molecular function (GO): serine-type endopeptidase inhibitor activity
Source: RefSeq, a predicted model, not a curated record